This is a messenger RNA of Oryza sativa Japonica Group (Japanese rice), 860 nucleotides long. RefSeq lists its product as uncharacterized. Gene Ontology annotation, cellular component: cytoplasm. The record is from RefSeq and is a predicted model, not a curated record. NCBI's taxonomy places the organism in Eukaryota, Viridiplantae, Streptophyta, Magnoliopsida, Poales, Poaceae.
CCUUCUCCCAUCUUCUCCACCUCUCUUGCUCUCUCGCCCUCUUCACCAAGAAAGAAAACAGGCGCACGCCUCGCCUCGCCUCGCCGCCGGCGGCCACCGUCUCCGCCGCCUCCUGCCCCCAACCCAGGAACCCCCGGCGAGAGAGCUCGAUGGACCAGGCGGGGUCGAUGGAGGAGCGGGUCAUCACCGAGCGGAUCCGGCGGAAGCUGGAGGAGGUGAACGCCGCCGCGCAGAAGCACCUCGCCGGCGUCCAGGACCACGUCAACUUCACCAUGCAGCAAGCGUACUUCAAGUGUGCGUAUGAAUGCUUUGAUCGCCGAAGAAGUCAAGAAGGGAUCAACAAUUGUGUUGAGAACUGCAGCGUGCCUGUCCUUACUGCCAACAAUGUUGUUGAGACUGAGAUGGCUAAAUUCCAGGAGCGGCUGAAUCGAUCUUUGAUGGUGUGCCAAGAUAAAUUUGAAGCAGCAAAGCUCCAGAAGAUGAAAACACAUGCGACUGAGGAGCUAGAAGCAUGCGUAAACAGAUCUAUUGAUGACAGUAUCAGGGUCCUGCCCCAUCUGGUUGAUCAGAUCAAGUCCACCCUCUCCAUGAAUUAGAGAGAUCAGAAGAAGUUCAGAACUAAACAGUAGAAUCUUCCUCGUAAACUAUUUCAGCUUUUACAAAAAGCAUUUUCACUAAUUUUGGCACCAAGAUCGUUGGCCAAAUUACUGCCCUUUGUUAACAUGAGUAUGACAUAUGAGCGGCAUAUCGUAUUUUGUGUGCCUUGAGCAUUUUGUUCGGAACCACACUUUGUUGCAGAGCUGAUUUAUCGAAAGAUGGUGCAAUAAUAGAAGAUGAUAUCCUCAUGUUGCUCAUCCUUA